AUGGCUCCAUUAUUUACAGCAUAUGUAGGAAAUUUUGGUCGGAAUCAUCUUUCAGCUCAUGGUUACAAGAUUAUGGAGAUCGAUUACAAGGGUCAUCUCGUAAUAAAUGCUUCUUCUAUCAGAGCCUAUUCUUGUAACACAAGCAUCAGUGCGUCAAGCUUAUUUCAGCUACCUCUUGGUGGGCCAUUCACUAUUUCCAUGUCCAAUAAGUUCGUGGUUAUUGGCUGCAAAUCGUUCGGUACAUAUGGCUCUGAUUGGGGAGGGGCGAGCUGUAUAUCUUCCUGUUCCGCUGCCUCUCUAAGUAAUUCGCCAUAUUGCCGCUAUGGGUGUUGUGAAGUUACCCUUCAAAAUAAUUAUGUGUGGUUAAAUAUCACGGGUGGAGGUGCGUAUCGCUUGUUCAAUUCUACUACGAAGAAGAAAGAUAGGAAGUGUGGCUUCUCCACCAUAUUGGACCCUUCAACAUUCACCAUAGUAGACAAUAAAACAAACCUCUUUUGGGAUGAUGGUGAGAAGGCUUAUUUUGGUCUCCGCCUUAACUGGGGAAUCGGGCAAAAGAAUUGCUCUGCGGAUAGAGCAACUACCGAAUAUUCUUGCUCCUCCAACGCAGAAUGCAUCGACUCCCCUACAAGAACAGGGCAUGUAUGCAAAUGUCCCCUUGGAUAUGAAGGAAAUGGUUACGUGAAUGGCACACAUUGCACAGACAUUGACGAAUGCAGUAAUAAAAGCUUGAAUGCGUGCGUGGAACCAUCAAAGGGUGGUGUAUGCCAUAAUUUGGAAGGCUCGUACAACUGUUCAUGUGCAAAGGGUUACACUGGAGAUGGCUUCCAAGACAGGUUGAGAUGCGACUCGGAAAGCUCAAAUCAUGGUGCCUUUCCUGCAAUCGCAGGAUCCGUCUCUUCGUUUGUGGUUGUCUCUUUAGCAGCGUCUCUUUUGAUUUGGUGGCUAAAGAAACGCCACUUGAAACUUGUGGAGGCCAAGUAUUUUCAACAGCUGCAGCAAUACAUAACUUCUAGAGUUGGGAGAGAAAGCCUGAGAAUGUUUUCUGCCAAAGAAUUGGCAAGAGCUUCUAAUUAUUAUUCAAGUGAAAUGGUUUUGGGUAGUGGUGGCUUUGGAACUGUAUUCAAAGGCAUUCUAUUGGAUGGUACUCUUGUGGCCAUUAAAAAGUCCAAGCAAGCUUUCAGUCUAGAGGAUGGCCAUGACUUUCUUAAUGAAGUCGCAAUUCUCUCUCAAAUCAAUCAUAGGAACAUAGUGAAAUUGUUAGGUUGUUGUAUCCAAACUAAAUUCCCAAUGUUGGUAUCUGAAUUCGUUCCGAAUGGAACAUUGUUUGAACAUUUACAGUCCAAGGAAGAGUGUUUGCCUUGGGCUUCACGUCUGCACAUUGCAAUCGAGACGGCGGAGGCUUUGGCAUAUCUACAUUCUGGAGCAUCUCAACCCAUUUUCCACCGGGAUGUAAAAUCAUCUAAUAUUCUUUUGAAUGAGACAUUUUCUCCCAAAGUUGCAGACUUCGGGAUUUCUCGUCUCAUCUCUGCUUCCAAUAACACACAUCUCACCACUAAUAUAAUGGGCACAAGGGGUUACUUAGAUCCUGAGUACUUCCAAACGUAUCAACUCACCGACAAAAGUGAUGUGUACAGUUUUGGUGUUGUCCUGGUUGAGCUUAUAACAGGUCUGAAACCACUGAGUGCAGAAAGGAUCAGUGAAGAGUGGAGCUUAUCUACCCUUUUUCUUAACAGAAUCAACCACAACCGCCUCAGGGAAAUCCUAGAUAGCAAAGUAUUGGAGGAGGAAACCUUGCAACAGAUGGAAGAUAUUGCAAGAUUAGCAAGAGAAUGCCUUUAUUUGGAAAGGAGGAAAAGACCGUCGAUGAAAGAGGUCGUGGAGGAACUUUUGUGGGUAAGAGGCGGCGCAAGAAAGAGAAAAGUCCCUAACAGUAUAAAUUGGGACGGUGCAAUAUUUGAGCAGACAAGCAUUUGUCAAGAAGACUCACAAACGUCAUACAAAUUCAGGAGCUACACAUUUCCAUCUGCAAUUGAGAGUACAUCGGAGGAGCCAUUAAAUGCACUGAUUGAGAUGUCCACCCUGCCCAAAUGA
Messenger RNA from Cryptomeria japonica (Japanese cedar), 2091 nucleotides. Its product is annotated as wall-associated receptor kinase 3-like. Gene Ontology annotation, molecular function: ATP binding; protein serine/threonine kinase activity; calcium ion binding. Gene Ontology annotation, cellular component: plasma membrane. Gene Ontology annotation, biological process: cell surface receptor signaling pathway; protein phosphorylation. Bases 1 to 2091 code for a protein of 696 amino acids. The transcript is spliced from 3 exons. NCBI's taxonomy places the organism in Eukaryota, Viridiplantae, Streptophyta, Pinopsida, Cupressales, Cupressaceae. The record is from RefSeq and is a predicted model, not a curated record.